AUUGUCCAUCAUAUGCAGAUAUGUCCCACACAGGACAAACGGGAAUAAACCAGCUGGGUGGUAUCUUCGUAAACGGACGCCCUUUACCGGACCACGUCAGAAGGUACAUCGUGCACCUGGCGCUGAUGGGCGUGCGGCCAUGCGACAUCUCGCGGCGGUUGCUGGUAUCGCACGGCUGUGUCUCCAAGAUUCUGUCCCGUUACUUCGAGACGGGGACAGUCAGACCAGGGUCCAUUGGAGGAAGCAGGCCAAAGGUAGCGACACCGCUGGUGGUUCGGAAGAUCCUGGGGUACAAGCUGGAGAAGCCGAGCAUGUUCGCCUGGGAGAUCCGUGAGCGCCUCCUAGCGGACAGGGUCUGCACGGAAGGCAACCUGCCCAGCGUCUCUUCCAUCAACCGCAUCCUCAGGACUUUACCAACUUCCACAUGCGACCAACAGAGACUACCCAUCAACUUCAGAACUAUCAGGGCUCCAGGUAUCCACGCACCGAUCCCUCUCCUACCAGUUCAAAUAGCGACAUCUAGUGGUCCAUCGGUGAAGAAUACUAGUACAUCGGGAAAUGACACAUCCCGCACUGUACCGACCAAAGUAAGCCCACCAACUGGAGUGACUGUAGAACAGAACAAAACGACUGAAAAUAGAAAAGACGGCAGCCUCAUGGAACCUUCCUCGGCAUCUGACACUACAGCAGGUGGACCAGCGGCGACAGAUGAUCACUCUGGCUUCAAGGCGAAUGGGUUAGUAGAGCAACCUGGGGGGCCGAGGAAGGAAGUUGUGAAGAAAACUGAGGAAAAGAAUAGCUCAGCAUCUUUAAACAUCGAUCCUGCCCUCUCACAGCCACGAAUGAUCGAACUUCCCACCUCAUCGGGUCUAGCACAACGCAGCAAUGCCGCCUCGCGGAUGCCACUAAUGUUGCACCAACGCCGCCUUGGCAAUGGCCAAACCGAAGGCCAAACCUUACCACUUUACAAUAUCAGCGAUCAUCCUCUUCACUUGAGGUCAGUGUAUCGCCAGUGGAGGGUGGUUUAAAGUUUUCAAAUACUUAUGUUGCAGUUUAUAAUACCUGAAAGUAUCUGGAAAUGUCUGGAAGUGUUCAUUGCCAUUGCCAUUUUGCGAUUGUGUCUUAAAACGUUGGAAUCUGAUCAGUAGUGAAGUACAGAAGCAAAUUGUAAUGUGACCAUGUACCAGUAUGUACGUAUUUUAUGCAAUUAGUUUGAAUCUGAUUGCCAUGGCCAAUCUAUUGACAUCGACGUCAAACUCGAUCUGUAAAAAGUAGACAAACAACCGUAUACGCAUAUGUAGAAUAUAGUAAGAU
Messenger RNA from Branchiostoma floridae (Florida lancelet), 1314 nucleotides. RefSeq names its product paired box protein Pax-5-like. Gene Ontology annotation, biological process: regulation of transcription by RNA polymerase II; anatomical structure development. NCBI's taxonomy places the organism in Eukaryota, Metazoa, Chordata, Leptocardii, Amphioxiformes, Branchiostomatidae. The coding region runs from base 21 to 1028 and encodes 335 amino acids. The transcript is spliced from 5 exons. Gene Ontology annotation, molecular function: RNA polymerase II cis-regulatory region sequence-specific DNA binding; DNA-binding transcription factor activity, RNA polymerase II-specific. The record is from RefSeq and is a predicted model, not a curated record.